UCUCCUCAACACAACAACAAACAGAAUCAGGCAACAAUCGACCUACCAUCGAUCUUUCCAAGCGAUCGACGUCGACUUCACCAUCUCAUCAUGGCACGCCGUGGCGGCUUCUUCGGGUAUGACCCGUAUGACUACUACUACCCGAGCUCCUACGGCUACGAGGCCUACCCGUACUACGCCGAUCCCUUCUUCCUGGACGCCCAGCCUCUUGUCACGGAGCGGCUGCGCCCCGCCCGCCGGAGGGCCCCGGCGCAGCAUGACGGCGGCUUCUUCCCUGGCUUCGGCGCCGCCGAGCCGGCCGCGCGGACCACGGCGCAUCCCAGGCCUAGCAGCGGGUCUCCGAAGAGCUGCCCGGACUGCUUUGAGGUCGAGGUCACGGGUCCCGACUCCGACUCGCCACCGGCGAUUCCAAAGAAGACGGCGCCGUCCGCGGAGGAGGCCGCGGUGAGGGUGCAGGCGGCGGCGCGCGGGCUGCUCGCUCGUCGCAUGGUGCGGGAGGUGCGCGCGGUGGAGCGGCAGGCGGAGGCCGUGGCCGCGCGGGUGGCGGCCGAGGCGGAGGUGCUCCGCGCGGACGCCCGUGCGCGGAUCGGCCUCGGGGAGGAGCUCAUGCGCCUGCUGCUGCGACUCGACGGCGUGCGCGGCGCCCGGGAGUACCGCAGGAGGGUCACCCGACGCGUGCUCGCGCUACAGGACGCGGUCGACACGCUCGAGGCCGCGCCCGCGGUGGUGACCGCCGAUGUUACGGAAGUUCAGGAUGCAGAGGAAGAAGCAGAGAGCGAGAUGGAGCCGGAGCUGCCGGUUGAGGACAAUACUGCGUCGGAUUUUCUGGUUGCCGAGACAACUGACACGGCGGCGAUGGAGGUUGACACGGCGAGUCCCGUCGUCGUCGACGAAGCCGGGCAGAACGAGACGGGACUGGUGGCCGAAGGCGAGAAGGCCUCGGAGGCGGAGGGCGAGUGGGAGAUGGUGGCAACAGGGGACGGCGACGUUUCCACCGGCGAGGAGGGCCCUGCACUACCAAAAGCGCAGCAGCAGCAGCAACAGGCACAGGAGGAGAAGAAGAAGCAGACGGUGACCACCGACGGGCUGGAUGCGAAGAAACUGAUGGAGAUGGUGGCGGCGCUGUGCGAGCGGAGCGCGCAGCAGUGCGUGCUCAUCGGGGCUCUGGCUGAGCGGGUCGACACGCUGGAGCGCUCCGUCCGGCGGGUGGAGGAGGCCGACCGGCGCAGACGGAGGAACAAGAAGACCAACAAGAACGGCAAGAAGAACACAAGUAGCUUCUACAGCGACUAGAUACGAUAAAUAGUUUCUACUAGCAUGAGGCUUCGAUUGGAUUUUUUUCAUUAGCUUUUAGUAAUCUUGCAUUUGUUUCAAUUUCAUUCAUUGUGUAAACAAACGUAAAUCAUGUCGGCAGAUUUUAUUAGUUUCAAUUGAGUUGUGUGAUGUUUGAGCUUCCAAA
Molecule: messenger RNA, 1459 nt
Organism: Aegilops tauschii subsp. strangulata
Lineage: Eukaryota; Viridiplantae; Streptophyta; Magnoliopsida; Poales; Poaceae
Biological process (GO): protein folding
Cellular component (GO): plasmodesma
Molecular function (GO): protein-folding chaperone binding
Source: RefSeq, a predicted model, not a curated record